CUGUGAGGGUUGCUCAAGCUUUUCCCGACUACCUCAGGAUCGGUCAUACAUAAAUAACCAACACACGACGAACAUUGAUCCAACGACGGAAGAAAAUGCUCACGUCAGCAGAAUUGGCGAGUAUAAAGAGAGACUAUUGAAAUUUCCUCCAUUUCAAAUACCGGUGGUUGAGUACAGAACAAGUUGUAAAAAAUCAGAUGAAGAGGACACAAAACAGGCUUUGACAAACUUUCCCUCGAGAUGAGCACCACGAGCAGACUUCGAUCAUCGGUGAAACCUGAGCCCCGUAAUUAGCGCUACGUCGUUGUAAUACACGCUUACCUUCGCCAUCCAAGGCGGAGCCAACGCACGCGCAGAGGGUGUAAGAUUGACAGGUAGGCCAGGCAGACAGCUGUUCAGCAUUGAGAGUUUGCAGUGUGCAGAAGGAUAAGUAAUCAGAGAUAGCGGGUUACCUUGUGGAGGAUAUGCUGUCGGCGUUAUUCAGCCCAGGGCGCGAUCCGGUUCAUGAGAAACUCUCCAUACUUCAAACCUUGUUCUGAAACAAGAAGCAGUGCUCGUGGAGCUAUUAUUUUCUCUCUGCCUCUCUCCGCGUCUGUGUCCGAAUAUAAAAAAAAUACAGUUCCCGACAGAGAGAAAAUAUUAUUCCAGUUUUAAAAUUUAAUAACGAAAGUCUACAUUUGUGAAAAGAUCGAAGACUUGAGUCAGACCAACUCACGAUGAGGAUAAGCCUACGGUCCGUUGACUGGAUAUAUCUUCAUUUGAUUACAGUGAUUGUGGUGUGCGGCUUUGGCAUUGUUGGCUCAGUGGACAACAACAAGAAAAGGUCCUGAUGGUUAACCAUCACUACAAGAGGGCCUAUUUCUCAUAACCAUCCGCAAUCGGAUUCUCGCAUACUCGCGCACUAAAUCUUGAAAGAAGUGCACAUCUCAAGUCUGAACGUAGCGAUAGCUAGUUCACUUCCACUGUAUCACCAGAGCGUGAUAACUGAACUGUGAGCUGUACCCAAGGAAGAUAUUACAUCAGCAAGGAUGGACAUGCACAGACUUGUGGCGUGUGUUGUCCUCGGUGCAAUGUUAAUCCACGGCGUUGUAUCUGUUGAGAAGAGCGUGAAGAGGUAUGAGGCGGCCACAGGAUCGGACCACCGACCUUCCGCGCUCAGGGCGGACGUUCCAUCCACUAGGUCGCGGAGGCGGUCCACGUCAAAAGGACUAUCUAGAUCUCAACUUUUGGAACUACUUCUAAAUACGGCCAAAACAGGUGACCAGGAUGUCAAGAACACGCCCCCAAACUAUAACUCAGACACGGCAACAGAUAUCGAAGUUAUGUUAUACGUGGAUAGCAUAGACUCCAUCAACGAAGCUAAUAUGGACUUUACCCUGAGUGUCUUACUACAUCUACAAUGGAAAGACUCGCGUCUUGUCAGCUUUAACAUUGGGCCAUCUUUUGGAAAUCUUACAUUUCUUGAAUUUGACUCUCAAAGUAUUCAAAGGAUAUGGGUGCCAGAUAUAUUCUUCCCUAAUGAAAAAAGGGCAAGCUUCCAUGACGUCAUGAUGGCCAAUCAGAUGAUGCGAUUGUAUCGAGACGGGUUGAUUCUCUACAUAUCUAGGUUAUCAAUGACCCUGAGUUGUCCUAUGAACUUGCGGUACUAUCCAUUCGACAAACAAUCGUGUUCAGUACAGAUCAUGAGCUUUGGAUACGCCGAGGACAAGCUAAACCUUAAAUGGAUGAAUUCGACCAACAGCGACGCCGUCGUUGUCAACGACAUCGUGGAGCUGCCGCAGUUCGAGGUGACAGGCUCGGAACCAAACAGAUGCAGGAAGAAAUACCAUCAGAGUACAGGCGUUCACAGUUGCCUCCAGGCGAACUUCUUCCUCGCUCGCAACAUCGGCUACUACGUUGUCCAGAUGUACAUCCCCAGCAUCCUCAUCGUUAUGUUGUCCUGGAUCUCAUUCUGGCUCACCGUCAACUCAGUUCCGGGCCGCAUUUCAUUGGGCGUGCUUACCGUCCUCACCAUGACAACGCAAAGUUCAGGGGUCAAUGCCUCGCUUCCGCGUGUCUCCUACACUAAAGCUAUUGACGUGUGGAUGUCCACCUGUCUGGUGUUUGUAUUUGCCGCACUACUGGAGUUUGCUAUCGUCAACGUCUUGAGCCGCAAAGAAACCCUGUCUGGUUUCACGAUACGCAAUGUUUUCAGUAUUCCUAGAGAUUUUGAAAAAGGGGAUCAACUAAAGGAGCAAUCCUCACCAUUGGACGGCGGCCCACGUCGAGAAAGCUUCAGCACAAAGCGACAAGGCAAGCGUGGGAUAGUAUACGCCAUGUAUUUAGACGUAGCUUCCAGAAUCGGCUUCCCCGUGGCAUUUUUAUUGUUCAUAAUGGUGUACUGGCUGUAUUACAUCAACGUGGAAUAACACUGGACUGGUGGACAAUUGUGGACAAUGGUGGACAAGUACGUCCGGAUUACAUGACAAUGGAAUAUAUUGAUGACGAGCUCCUGUUAGAAUACAAUUCCUGUUGAUGGAUAGAGAUACACGGUAACAAGGGUUGUGAUGCUGUAUUUUGUUAUGGAGUAGAAAGAAUUGGUAACCAUGAGUAUGGUUCAAACAUUGCAAGAAGAUAUGGACUACAACUUCAGGUAUCAGUACACAGUGUAUAUACCAACGACAUGGCAUAUUUGAAGAUGGAUGUAUAGUUUCUUGGACGGAAUUCCUGUGGUUAUUUGAACGACAUCCGGAUACAUUUACAGUAUAUUUCGUGUGAAAGAAUAUGUUGUUUUAGAAGCAUGCAGUUAUGGACACUGCCAUUCGAAUUAGACGAAUGUCACUUCGUUUCAGAGAAAAAUAACUUACGGUUGUUGUGAAAAGGUGAAGCCCUGGCAAUGAAUAGCGGAGGGUAUCUGGACUACAACAAAGGGAUUUUCUGUUGUGAACGUUUUGAAACUGUAAAACAAAGUGUUAUUCUUCCCUCGUGCAAUGAACUAUGUUGCUCUUUAUCGUCAACGGGAUAUACUUUAGAUGCCCAUAGACUGGUUCAGCUGUGACAAUCAUACUUAACCAUAUCAACAUCUUUCUCACUCCAAAAAUAUUUAUGAUAUCCCAUCUGUGCAAUGUUGAUGUUAUUUAAUAUGAUAUAGCCAUUUCAUUUGAGUAGUAGAAAAAAGAGAUGUUUCAGAUAAAUCUCAUCACACUAUUCGGCACUUCAGCCACAUUGUAUUACACAAUUUCUCACUGUUGAAUUUCCUUCUGUUAGCAAUGCCAUGAUAUGAAUGAUCGUAUGAGUGCUAUCUUGUCUUAGGCAUUUAUAUUCUUACCAUGUUAUAAUGUGUUAUGUACUAGUGUAUAUAUUGUUUAACAUGCCAAAUAGGGUAUGAAGCGCCACAGUACCGGUGACUGUUCCCUCGGUAUUAGGCCAGCUAUUGAGACCAAUCCUUCUGAUCUAUGACACAUUACAUGUUGUU
This is a messenger RNA of Haliotis rufescens (red abalone), 3454 nucleotides long. RefSeq names its product glycine receptor subunit alpha-1-like. The transcript has 10 exons. The record is from RefSeq and is a predicted model, not a curated record. Gene Ontology annotation, molecular function: transmembrane signaling receptor activity; neurotransmitter receptor activity; extracellular ligand-gated monoatomic ion channel activity. Gene Ontology annotation, biological process: chloride transmembrane transport; regulation of membrane potential; chemical synaptic transmission. Lineage: Eukaryota; Metazoa; Mollusca; Gastropoda; Lepetellida; Haliotidae. Gene Ontology annotation, cellular component: membrane; synapse; neuron projection. The coding region runs from base 1029 to 2408 and encodes 459 amino acids.